Porites lobata is the source of this 4172-nucleotide messenger RNA. The record is from the annotation of a GenBank genome assembly. NCBI's taxonomy places the organism in Eukaryota, Metazoa, Cnidaria, Anthozoa, Scleractinia, Poritidae.
AUGGGUGGAAGGGAAGUGCCAGGAACAUGGUCAGAGGCUUUAGAAAUACUUCGAAACAACUAUGCGAAUUCGCUUGUCAUCCAAGCCUUGGCAGAUGCCUUGCAUUACAAGCUUGUUAUUAUAACAGUACAUGGGGUAAACUACUUGAAUUUUCUACUUUACCUAAGUAAUGUAUGCCUAAAUAAUAAAGUCGAAGCUGUGGUAAACGGCAACCUUGAAAUUGGCAGAAGUGGUCGUAUCUAUAGCCAGUAGUUUUCAAGCCUAAACCUCCGUUCCGCACUGAAUUCGCCAAUAAAUACAGGAUGCCCGAUUUAAUACCAGAUUCUACGUAGGUUACGCCGAAGAUCUUCGGCGUGGAUUUCAAACUUGCGCCGCGUACUGGCGUACAGCGGCACCUUUGAGCUGGCAAAGUUUGCCAGCUCAAAGGAACAACUGGCCCCAGAUGACUUAUUUUAGGUAAGAAUUAUAGAGGACUUUGGCGUAGACAAAAUUUGGCGUAUCUUCGGGGUGGCGUGCACACGGGAAUGCACCCUGGCCGCAUACGGUUCAGAGCAAAUGGUUAAUUGGUACGCAAAUUGUUAUUAAUAGCACUGUAGUACGAACUAAAACAAACGCUUAUCCGAAAGGUGUGUUACUAUUUCUAGAGUAACAUUAUAAUUUUUUUAGUUAAUUUUGAAGUCAUUCCAAUUUCCUCUCUUCGGAUCUCUAUUGGCGGUUUUAAAAAUAUGAUGACGCUUCGCCGUCAGGUAUAUUUCAGUAUUAAUUUUAAAUCUUACGCCCCGCAGGAUGAGAACUUCGUAAAAACCAUCGAGCCAAAAGAAGGCACCGCAGGAAAUACUCUUUUCUUUGGACACACUGGGAACCACUAUAUUGCCCUUCGACCCAAGGAAAAGGUAAUAAGUCCUUCACAUGUAAUAAUGUAAUGCAUUUUCUAACAAGUCAGGGCUCACAUACGUGAAUUAUUGUUAUCUUUAUGCAGGGAGUGUGUCAUUAUGCUGAAGUGUUAAAAAGAAACUUGGUCGAUAAGCAGCCACAUGUCCAGGAAGCUUCACAAAAGGAGCCAGUCAAAUCAAAAUCGAGCUAUCCGUUGCAGCAUACCAAAAACGAACGUAAAAACAAGGUAUCAUAUAAUCUUAACAUGUCAAUUAACAUACGCUCCCUCAAGAAAAAAAUAAUGGCAACGUUGAAAAAAAUACCAUAUUGACCAUUUGACCAUUGAGUGCGGACAAGUGAAGAUAACACGCGCGGGACUGGGGAACAGGUCACUCUUUCUUCUCGCAUCCCCGCACGUUUUAUAUUUGCUGGCCCCGACUUUUUUCGCUCGCCCCACUGACAGGCUAAAGAGUAUUCGAUCGUUGUUAGGAAAUGCCAACGAUUUACAAUAUGAAUUUGGUUUCGUAGUUGAUGAAUGUUCUGAGCUUGUGCAUUCUAUAAAAUCGCUAUGUUUUCGACAAAAAUAGUUUUUGCAUCGCUGCUCCCUUAUGAAAUCUAAUUUACCGCUCUAUAGCCACCCUGAGUGAUGUAAUUUUAUUUGUUGAAUAGGAUGAGCUGAUUGUGGUGAGCGAUGGUGAUGAAUCUUGUUCUGAGACCUCGAGUUGUAACGAUGAUACUUCUUCUGAACGAUUCUGUGCAACGGUUAGUACCUACCUAUGUAUUCAAAAGGGGCUACGUCAAGAUGUUUAGUUUAUUCUGAUAUACGUUUUUAUAUAAUUUUCAUGUAGUUAAUGCUAGAUGUUAAUGUUUUGAAUGCCUUUUUUUCUUAGAAAAAUCGACGUAAGAUAAAAGGCCCAUCCAAUUUCGAGUCAUGGGAAGAAGAGAGUUAUUCUCCCGGCAUACCUGUCCUGCCCUUAGGUUGCUUUCCUUACAGAUUUGAAAAGGUAAGUUGCCGCUUCGCAAUAUUUUUCUCUGCACUCGGCCCAUAAUGUUUCGUAUCAUUGCUGGAAUUAACAGUAAGUUUAAAUAAAAUACUAAAUAAAAUAUCGCAAUUUGAUAGGAUAUUGCACACACCAAAAUCUCUUGAUUUACACGACGCUCUCUUUCUCGGCAGAAUGAUGGCUGCUCCAGUAAAAAGGAAAAUACUACAACUAGCGUAUCGACCAUAGACUUAACAAAGGAUUCUCCAGUAAAAAGGUAAAAUCCUUUUUCCAUCAACUAAGGCAUAACGGCAUACAAUUCAGAUAUAAUGAGACACUCCUGAAGGUAUAUGGAAACCUUAUUUGCGGAUAACAUUAUUGUUUUUCUUUUUAAUUUUAGUGAAGGCAAAGUUAAAGCGGAUAUAGACAGUGACAGUGACGAAUUGCUUUCUAAAUCAGUCUUUUCACUUACAGAGUGAGUUAGAUUUGUAAAUCACAUCUCUUAAAGUAUAUAUAUAUAAAUAUAAAAUAUAUAUAAAUUAAAAUAAGUUGAUCUGCAGAACUGCUUUCAGAGUGCUCAAUAGUAAAACUAGAGCUGUUUAUAAUAGAAGACGGACUGAUCAACUGCCAAGUCAAAUCUACAGUUGAUCAGUCCGUCUUCUAUUAUGUAUAUAGUCCCCUUUAUAGUUUUUGGCUCUUGGUUUGAGAAAUUAAUUGAAUUCAGUACCUAAUAAAUCAUAAUCAUAGUUUUUUUUCUUCUUUUCUUUGCCUUCUGACAGGAAACUACCUGGAACUCGUAUCUCCGCUAUUAACCUUGACGAAAGUUCGUCUGAUCUUUCAGAUUCGACUUUUGUGCGAAAACGGUUAAGUUACAUGCGUUUUUUAAAAUGCUAAUCACGUAAUUUUCCACCGAGGGCAAUAUAUAUAACCUACGAUGAGGUGGUCUUGAAGCCAAAGUCGGCUGAGGGCGUGUGAUUCCCGCGCUCGGCUGACGUUUGCUUCGAAAAAAAGAGCGCCUGAACGCAUGUUAUAACUGAACAUACAUAUAGGAACCUGCAGUAUUUCUAAUAUGAGGUGUUGGUCAGUAGUCGAAACAUCUUCGAAUCAUUUUCGGAAAUCAUCGACAACUUGGGAAAUCAGUCAGUUUUAGGUGCAUACACUGCCAAAACAUGUAGCCAAAGCACAAUUAAUCGCAGAGAAACGCAGACGCGUUCUCUUCCCGCAGUAUUCGCGAGUUGGUUUUUCAAAGUAGUUGGAACAUGGGAACUCCAUAGACAUUAAUACCCGCUAAAAUGAUUUUUUAUUUACCAUGUCUGCGUAAUUGGACUGCACAAACCUUUCAUUAGUGUUGAAAACGAUUUCACCAUCUUAGGAAAAUGUUGCAGUUAUCAGAUAACUUUAAAAUAAACAUAUCUAUUUUUGUGCCUUAGACUUAUUACGAGGGAACGAACAUCGAAAGAGAGUAGCUCAGAGGAUGAUGAUUCCGUCAACGAUAACGUCCCUAAGCGUUUGAACGAAACUUCACUGCCACCUCACUCUGAGCACAAAAAAAGGUAACCUUUCCAACCUUAAUAUCAGAUAUAAAGGCAAUAAUAACAAGUGUUAUAGUCUUGUUCAGAAUUUAUUUUUAACAUUUUUUUAAGUACUUUGCAUGAUCGAAAAAUACAAAUACUGAAUAUCGACAAAAAUCGUCUUCAUCAUACUAAUGUUAAAAUCACGUAUCUAAUGAAAAGUACCUAGCUAAAGUUUAGUUUGUAGUAUCGCUGUAUUUUUAAUUUCUUGUCGUUUGAUCACUACAGAAAGAGACUCAAGCUGGAUCCAUCUUUAUGGUUUGGAGUUGAUGUUGAAGUGGUUAACGAGUUACCCUAUGAUAUAGAUGGUUCGAAGGUUUUCCAAGUUCGGUUUCACAAAGAUGGGCGUAACAUACACGAUGGUCGUCCCUGGAAACCGUGGGUCACCUCAAGUCGAAAGGGGUUCCGUGGAAAGAGAAAUGUUCAAUCUUGUAGGGGUUCUUACCUUUGCACGAACAAGAACUGUCCCUACAAAAACAAUUUGGAAGAGCAAACAGUGUCCAGUUCGUUAGAUCUGGAGGAAACGAACUUUGCAGAUCUUGCAACUUCAAAGGUGAAUACAUUUCUUGCUCAGCUAGGAAGGUCAGUGAAUAUCCAGAAGGUUCUAACAUUGCAACCAUUUACCAUAUUGGGAAUCACACUUGCACAGCUAUUCCUAAGCCCAAGCUACACGCAGACAGUGACAUUGAACAGUUUUUCAAAACACAUUCAAUGGUUAAGCCCUCUGCAGUUCCAACUGCCAAGCUAA